This is a messenger RNA of Panicum hallii, 2399 nucleotides long. Its product is annotated as protein LUTEIN DEFICIENT 5, chloroplastic. Gene Ontology annotation, biological process: xanthophyll biosynthetic process. The transcript has 15 exons. Lineage: Eukaryota; Viridiplantae; Streptophyta; Magnoliopsida; Poales; Poaceae. Gene Ontology annotation, molecular function: iron ion binding; beta-carotene 3-hydroxylase activity; oxidoreductase activity, acting on paired donors, with incorporation or reduction of molecular oxygen. Bases 1 to 1920 code for a protein of 639 amino acids. The record is from RefSeq and is a predicted model, not a curated record. Gene Ontology annotation, cellular component: chloroplast.
AUGUCACUGCACCACUGCUCCGCCGCCACCACGACGCCCGCCAUGGCCGCCACCACGGGCAGCGCCGGCCUCUCGUCCGCUCCACCGUUCCGCCUCCUCGGCUCCUGCUCCGGCUCCGGCCCGGCCCAGCUCCGACUCCCUCCUGCUGCCGCCUGCCGUCGUCGUUCGCUACUCCGCUGCGCCGCCUCUGGUGGCGGCGAUGGCGGCUCCAGGUCUGACCCGGCCCCAGAGGAGCAGAGGCGGCGUCAGGCCGAGCUGGCCGCGCGCAUUGCGUCCGGCGAGUUCACCGUCCAAGGCCCUGGAUGGAUUGCUCCUCUCGUGGGGAGGCUGUCCAAGCUGGGGCCGCCGGGGGAGCUCGCCGCCGCGCUCCUCACGAGGCUGGCCGGAGCUGGUGCGGCCCGCGGCGGGCCGGAGAUUCCGCAGGCGGUGGGAUCGAUCAACGCGGUCGUGGGCCAGGCGUUCUUCGUCCCCCUGUACGACCUCUUCCUCACCUACGGCGGCAUCUUCCGCCUCAACUUUGGGCCUAAGUCAUUUCUUAUAGUCUCUGAUCCAGGUAUAGCUAAGCACAUCCUGAGAGACAACUCCAAAGCUUAUUCCAAGGGAAUUCUUGCGGAAAUAUUGGAGUUUGUGAUGGGUACAGGUUUGAUCCCAGCAGAUGGGGAGAUUUGGCGGGUUCGGAGGCGUGCUAUUGUUCCCGCAUUGCAUCAGAAGUAUGUGACUGCAAUGAUAGGUCUCUUUGGAGAAGCUUCGGAUCGGCUCUGCCAGAAAUUGGACAAGGCAGCAUCUGAUGGGGAGGAUGUGGAGAUGGAAUCUUUGUUCUCUCGACUAACGUUGGAUGUCAUUGGGAAGGCAGUAUUCAAUUAUGACUUCGACUCACUAUCUUACGAUAAUGGAAUUGUCGAGGCAGUGUAUGUAACACUAAGGGAAGCGGAAAUGCGUAGCACUUCUCCUAUACCCACCUGGGAAAUACCCAUAUGGAAGGACAUCUCCCCACGGCAGAAGAAGGUCAAUGAAGCUCUCAAGUUGAUAAAUACUACUCUCGAUGAACUAAUUGCCAUAUGCAAGAGACUGGUAGAGCAAGAAGAUCUUCAGUUUCAUGAGGAAUACAUGAAUGAGCAAGAUCCUAGUAUUCUUCACUUUCUCUUGGCAUCUGGAGAUGAUGUCUCCAGUAAGCAACUCCGCGAUGAUCUGAUGACAAUGCUCAUAGCUGGUCAUGAGACCUCUGCAGCAGUCUUGACAUGGACAUUUUAUCUUCUAUCUAAGUAUCCAAAAGUAAUGGCCAAGCUCCAAGAUGAGGUUGAUAGUGUUCUAGGUGACAGUUUGCCAACAAUUGAGGAUGUGAAGAAACUAAAGUACACUACUCGAGUGAUUAAUGAGUCAUUGAGACUAUAUCCGCAGCCGCCGGUUUUAAUUCGUCGGUCGCUUGAGGAUGAUAUGCUGGGAGGGUACCCAAUUGGCCGUGGAGAAGACAUUUUUAUUUCUGUCUGGAAUCUUCACCACUGCCCGAAGCACUGGGAUGAUGCAGAAGUUUUCAACCCAGAAAGAUGGCCUUUGGAUGGACCAAAUCCAAAUGAGAUAAACCAAAAUUUCAGUUACUUACCAUUUGGUGGUGGACCAAGGAAAUGUGUUGGUGACAUGUUUGCCACUUUUGAGACUGUGGUGGCAACAGCAAUGCUUGUCAAGCGAUUUGACUUUCAGAUGGCUCCAGGAGCACCUCCGGUUGACAUGACAACUGGAGCAACAAUUCACACAACUGAUGGGUUGAAAAUGACUGUUACUCGGAGGACAAAGCCACCAGUAAUUCCAAACCUGGAGAUGAAAGUUGUUUCUGAUUCGCAAGAACCCACACGUUCAACCCCAUCAAUGGUUGUUAGUGCUGCUACUGUUGCUUCGGGAGAAGAUCAAAGGGAACUCUCCUGAUUUAGCAGUUUCAAGUUGCCCUGACAUACAGAAUGAGUAUGUUCUUUGCAUUCUCCUCAGAGUUAUAAUUCUGUUACUUAUUUCUCUAUAUUAUUUUGACUCUGCAUGUGCAUUUGCUCACAUUUUCUCAUAUUUCUUCCAUUCUUUGGCAUAUUUCUUCUGAAAGAUUAUUUAGGUAUAUCUAUUUAUAUUGCUCUGGAAAUAUUUGACUUGUUACAACAUUUGGUUGCGCAAGCAGUACAGCACAGAGAAGAAGUUUCCUGGUGUGCUACUUUUACAAGGAUAAGAUCUCAAACUCUUCCUGGCUUAUUUCCGCCGAUUCUACAGCGCAUGCCUACAGAUUAUCUGCUUGCUGCCACUCAGAAGCACCAUGGACAUAUUUACAAGAAGUUCUGACUUCCGAGCAUGGAAUGCUGCCCUUCUAAAUCUUCAGCAGUCCUUCCAACUCGCGAAGAACAUCAGCACGGGUAACUAUACCU